AUGUUCCUCGUUAGUCAAUUAGCGUACGACCUAUACUCGACUGUCAGCUCAGGAAGGAAGUCAGCCUCGCGGGACCUGGAAGAGCUCGAAGAGGUGCUAUUCAGUCUAAAAUGCGCUUUGGACCACCUCAAAGAUGUCUCUAACGAUGUGAUCGCACGACCAGGGCUCCAAAGUCGCGACGCGGGAUUCAAAGAGAAGCUUGAUGUGAUGAUCGGCUCUUGCGCUUCAACACUACAGGAGCUAGAUACAGUAACGAAGAAGUACCGUCUCGUCGAAGGUGAGGCAGGUAGAGAGAAGAAUAACCUGCGCACGCUGGAAGAUGUGAAGAAGAGCAUCCGAGUCAACUGGCAGAGGGUACGGUGGGACCGCGAGAAGCAGUCGCUGCAACAAUACCGAGAAAAGCUCAGGUCGCAUACUGAUGCGAUAAACCUCAUCCUGACCUCAGCGCUCUGGGCGACUGUUGCUUCUGCUGGCGAAAGUAGCAAGAAGAACCACGAAAAAACACAGUCUUUGCUGGGUAACUUGUUGCGCAACCCAGCUGUAGAUGCGAAGUCCGGAGCGAUGGUGAAAGAGAUACACGCGGUACUUAUGAAACCGAAUCCAGAUCCAGAAGGAGUUCAGAUGGAAGCGAUACCAAGUGUGGAAUCGGCUGAAAACGAGGUCGAUGUUACUGCAAAUCCAUUGAGCGGCUCAUUGUUUGGUGAAUCAUCUGGUCCCAUCGAGGAUCACGGCAAGGGGCUGCCUUCAAUGACCAUUUAUGCGUUGUCUGCUUUGCCGCGCGGAACGCCCAAAACAGAUGCACAUAUCAGACCUAUCUCAACAGGAGUAUCCGUGCGAGGUUUUCGCGGUGUGACGUCUGGGAAAGAUCAGCCCGAUACGGAGAGUACAUUUCGUCAUGAGCGUCUGAUAGGUCAUGCCGAGCUACCAGCGGCCACUGUCCAGCUCAACAACAAACGCCGUGCCUUCGGAGCAAAAGAGUACGAAGCCUUCAAAAAGCUCCACGCACAACCGACGAAAGUCUCAAAGCCGUAUUUCCUGACGAGUGUGGCGCCUACAAACCAGGAGCUGCAAGACUCCAUACCGCAUAUCUUCCAAUCGACAGCAGAGGGUAAACAGCAGACGCAAGAGCUGAAAAACGAGAUAACUCGCUGGACGCAUGAGUUCUCCCGCUUCGUCAACGACACGAAAGCAACUCAGGCAAAUAAAGACGGGCAUGUCUUGACCUUGUUGGGAGCGCUGAACGAGGCAGUAGACAGCAGCACUGAAAAAUCUCGACAGCUGUUCUAUGACACUUCGGACUCGGCGGGCUUCGCAGCUGUGUUAGACCGAAUAGCAACUGUGUCGAAAAGUGUGAGAGUAAUGAAAGAGAUUGAAGAGUUCCAGGAUGCCAAAGAGGAAUGGUCGGAGCAGACUGUCAGAUAA
Messenger RNA from Alternaria triticimaculans, 1422 nucleotides. RefSeq lists its product as uncharacterized. NCBI's taxonomy places the organism in Eukaryota, Fungi, Ascomycota, Dothideomycetes, Pleosporales, Pleosporaceae. The record is from RefSeq and is a predicted model, not a curated record. The coding region runs from base 1 to 1422 and encodes 473 amino acids. The transcript is spliced from 3 exons.